AUGCUUAAUUCCUUUGUUCUAAUUUCAAUAGAUAUGUUUGACAGAUGGCAAGAGGACUGCGUGAAGGACGAUAUCGCUAUUCUUGUAUUGGAAGACGGUCUGUGGACCGUAAAAGAUGGCGAAGCUGUCCACUACAUUAAACAGCAGUCUUGUGUAUGCGACUCAAAGGUUAAUUGUGCAGCUCUUUUCUCUCCUUUCAUAGUCACCUGUCAUCUAUUUCAGAUCAACAAUCAUUGCAAGAAGUGCAAUGCCUGCGCUUACGCCUUUUUAUGCGAUUGCAUGCAAGAUGCGAAGGCAGGGAUAUCGUACGAGCAUGUCCACGCGUGUUUAAUGUACGCGCGCGAAGGGCUGUUCGACGAAGAAGUUCCCAUAGUUACUGACACCGUUGAAAACCGCGACGACGGUGCUCUAAUACCUGAGCAGUCGGACGGGCAGGAAGACGAUACUGCUGUGUUUGACAAGAAUAAAGAAAUGUUGCAAGAGUUCGAAUGUGUAAACGCUGGACUGCGUUCAAAGCUGGUGUCAUUAUCGAAAAUACAACAUAUACGAGUUCAAGACCACUUAAGGAAGAUGAUUGACCUAUUGAAGGACAUGGACGCACUGACCACCGCAGAGUUGGCUUUACACCGGCCGUUCCAUUAG
Molecule: messenger RNA, 642 nt
Organism: Cooperia oncophora
Lineage: Eukaryota; Metazoa; Nematoda; Chromadorea; Rhabditida; Trichostrongylidae
Source: the annotation of a GenBank genome assembly